UCCAAAUAAUUCAAGUCUGAUUUUGCCAAUUGGAGACAAUUUGAAGCACAAUGCUGGCUAGCAAGCAGAUAUCAGCAUACAAUGACCCCUCCAAAGUAUUUGUCGGAAUUCGAUUCGUUCUCUUCGGGUUCGAUUCAGUUAGAGAAGACGAGGUGCGGGCGAAGCUUUUAGAAGGAGGGGCAGUUGAUAGUGUGAAUUAUGGACCAGAUUGUAAUCACGUGAUCGUCGAUAAUCUUCUUUAUGACGAUCCCAUAUGUGCUGCUGCGCGAAGAGAUGGCAAGAUAUUGGUGAUUGGAAAAUGGGUAGAUGACUGUUUUUAUGGGGGGAUGCUUGUUGAUCCUACUGUCAUGUAUUGGCCAGUAAGAGAUCCGAGUGGGAUUCCAGCCGCUAAGUCCCUGGUUAUGUGCCUGACUGGAUAUCUAGGACAGGAUCGAGAUGAUAUCAAGAAUAUGGUUGCCUUGAUGGGUGCCACUUUUACAAAGCCAUUGCUGGCUACCAAGGUUACUCAUCUGAUAUGUUACAAGUUUGAGGGGGAGAAAUAUGAGCUUGCCAAGAAGAUGAAGACGAUAAAGCUAGUUAACCAUCAUUGGCUAGAAGAUAGUCUGAAGGCCUGGCAGCUGCUUCCAGAAGCUGAUUAUGCUAAAAGUGGGUUUGAGUUUAUGAUGGAGGCUCAAGCUAAAGAUUCUGAAGAAGAGACAGAAGACAUGGCCUCAGUUGAUCUGAAGAAGAAAAGCAUCACCAGUCCUCACAAUGCACUAGAUGAGAACAGAAAUUUCCAGUCACCUGAACGGCAGGUGGUUUCAAGAACCAGUGGUUAUGUGACUGCAUUUGAAAGUUUUGCAAAUGUUGGAAAUGCCAGCAAAACCAACUCAACUCCUAGAAAAGUGAAUACUGGCAAAACCCAGUCAAUUUCCAGAAACGAGGCCGACUUUGAAAAUGCAUCAUUAUCUCGUGAUACUCAUUGUGAGGAUAUCGAUACUUCAAACACUUCUUGUGCCAGGAGUCCUGCUAAAAUGUUCCAUGGGGUGCCAUCAACAAACUCUGAAAACAUUGAGCAUGUGAUAGCUUCAGCAUCUGGAAGUGCUAGGAAAUCUGUGAAUGAUGGUUUGUCCAAAUUAAGUAGCAAGAGUAUGAAGGCCAGUCUCCCUCUGAGGUCUGAAAGAAUUGAAAGUAUUUCAGGCAGCCCUUUGUCAACUGCAAGUAAAACUGGGCUUUGUGGAGGUUUUGACAUAUCAAUGGAGAGAGAUCUGGAUGAGACUGAUUCUCAUGGUAUCAGAUCAACAUUGAAGGGAAGCUUCUUGCUCCCUAAUGAGGGGGAAACUGUUGGAUCACACCGUACGAACAACCCAAAUGUUCCCCGUGGUAGUCCGAGAUCACCAGUUUUAAGCCAUUCCCCAAAUACAUUAAUCAGAAGUGGAUUGGCUACAAAACCGACAGAAAUGCCGGUUUCUAGAUCUUCAGUUGAUGGUUCAUGCCGAAUACCCUGUGAUAUGUCUUCAUUUAAAGGUACUAGCUAUUUGAGAGAAGAAAUUGCUGAUGGUUUUGCCAUGCCAUCAGAGAUAAUUCAAGAUGGAACUGGAUCUACUGGUUUAAACACUCCUUUAAAGGGAGCUUUGUCGCACCUCGAUGAGGAACAAACCGGCAGUUUGCCUCGUACGAAGAAAAUGACUAUUUCACGUAGUGGUUCAAAAUCAAGAAGGCUAAGCCGUUCUCCAACUACCCGAGCUGGCUGUUUGAGAGAAGAAGUUGGUGGCACUUUUGUCCUGCCAUCAGAAAACAUUGAAGAUGGAACUGAAUCUACUGAAAUACAGACUCCGUUAAAGGGAGCCUUGUUGUACCAUGAUGAGGAACAACCAAGCAGUUUAUCUGGUACAAAGAAGAUGAACGUUCCACGCAGUGGUUUAAAAUCAACAAAGCGAACCCGGUCUUCAAAGAUAUUAAUGGGAAGCGGAUUGGAUGCAAAACCAAUGGAAAUGCUGGUUUCUGGAUCUUCAGUUCAUGGUACACAUCAAGCAGGUGCUGAUGUUACCCCCACAAACGUGACUAAUUGUAUGCGGGAAGAAGUUGGCGGUGUUCUUAACAUGCCGUCUGAGAGGGAAGGAGAUACAACUGAAUCUGGUGGGAUAAAGACUCCUUUAGAUGGAGUCUCAUUGCACCCAAACAAGAAACAGACCAGCAGUUUGCCUGGUAGGAAGAAAACGACUGUUUCGCAUAGUAAGUCCAAAUCAACAAAACUAAGCCGUUCUCAGAAGACAUUAGUGGGGACUGUAUUGGAUACAAAAGCUACAGAAAUACUGGUUUCUGGAACUCCGAUCCAUGGUACACGUCAGUCAGCUGUUGAUAUAUCUCCUCCCACAAAUAUCAUCAGCCAAUUGAGAGAGGAAGCUUUGCUGAUCUCUAAAGAAGCUUUAGCCACUUCUACUCCACUAGAGGAAAAACAAGAGUGUGGCGAUCACACAAUUACAUAUUCUAGAGGAAGACCCAAAAAGCGGAGAUUGCCUGAUUCUGAUGCGAAGGACCUUUCUGCGAGCAGGACCAAAUCGUGCACUGGGGAAGAAGAUAUACAUCAAAGUGAUCCACCAGAUGCCAGUCCUCCAUUUCCGGGUUCAAGCUCUAUGGUAGAGGAACCGGAUGAUCAUACAGAUUUGAACUCUUCAAAGGUAGAUAAUAGUGGCACCAAGUCAAAAUCCCCUAAGAAAAAGAUGCUUGCCAGGAAGUCAUUGGGUUCCAAACCAACUUCAUGUAAAGAGAAAACUUCAAAAUAUAAAGGGCUGCUUUCUGCCGUGUUGCAGAGUAAGUCCGCAGGUCAUUUGAAUGGAGCAGUAGCUGUUGAGCACGCCAAAAAUGCUUCUCUUGCUGAGAAAUUUGACACCGUCUCUUCAAACCGCAAUGAAGAUGUACCAGUAGGCGAUGAAACUGAAGCUCCAGAAUGUGAAGGGCCAAAUGAGUUUGACACGGGGAGCAAGAAUUCUGCAGAAGUCGAAGAGCAUCAUACAAGCAAGCAAUCCAGCAAAAAAACCACCCAAAAGAAGGAAGCAAAAUCAAGGGUAAAGAAGAGCACUGAAGCUAAAAAGCAUGCAGAGUUGCCAGAAUCAACAUCAAGAGGUGAUGUUGCAGAGAAUAAAAUAACAGAGGGCAAGAAACGUCCUUUGGCUAAAUCCAAGAUGGAUAAAUUGAAGGGUCCUACCGAGGAGGCGAAACAAGACGAGAAGAAGACUGUCUCAAAGAAAGGAGAAAUGGUUGUGUCAGCUGGUAAAACCGGUAAAAGACCAUCUAAGAAACUAAAAGGUUCACAUAAUGUGGAGAAGGAAAAUGAACCUGUUAUGCAGCCAAUCGUAAGCUGUGAUACAGGAGCAGCUUCAGAUUCUACUCAUAAAUCCAAAAAGCCUCUAAAAGAUGGCAGUAAAGUCGACAAGGUCUAUACCAAGGACCUAACCACCAAGGCCGAACCUGCAUGGUUUAUAUUGAGCGGCCAUAGGCUUCAAAGAAAGGAGUUUCAGCAGGUUAUAAAGCGAUUAAAAGGAAAAGUGUGCAGGGACUCUCAUAAUUGGUCAUAUCAAGCAACACAUUUCAUUGUUCCCGACCCAAUUCGAAGAACUGAGAAAUUCUUUGCAGCUGCUGCAUCUGGAAGUUGGAUUCUCAAAACUGAUUAUCUAACUGCUAGCACCGAGGCUGGAAGGCUUUUGCCUGAAGAGCCAUAUGAAUGGCAAAAGAGAUGCUUGACGGAAGAUGGAUCAAUCAACUUAGAAGCUCCACGGAAAUGGCGUCUUCUGAGGGAGAGAACCGGUCAUGGAGCGUUUUAUGGAAUGCGUAUAGUCAUAUAUGGCGAGUGCAUUGCUCCUCCACUGGAUACUUUGAAGCGUGUUAUAAAGGCUGGAGAUGGGACCAUACUAGCAACCUCUCCUCCAUACACGCGGUUUCUAAAUUCAAGGGUUGAUUUCGCCAUUGUUAGCGCAGGAAUGCCCCGUGUUGACAUGUGGGUGCAAGAGUUUCUCAGACACGAGAUACCCUGCAUUCUAGCCGACUAUGUGGUAGAGUAUGUGUGCAAGCCAGGCUAUUCCCUCGAUAAGCACGUGCAGUAUCAGACUCAUGCUUGGGCUAAGAGAUCACUCGAGAAUCUAGUUAACCGUGUGGAGGCUGUUGAGGACCACCCUAAAACACCGGAAGAGCACCGGGUCGAUGAUACAGUGUGUCAAGUGUGUGGAUCGCGUGACAGAGGAAACGAGAUGCUCAUAUGUGGUGAUGAAAGUGGUACCCAUGGAUGCGGUGUAGGUACACACAUGGACUGCCUUGAUCCUCCGCUUGAGGCCGUGCCAGAGGAAGAAUGGUUCUGUCGUGACUGCUGCCACAAAACUAGCAGCCGGAGUUCCAAGAAACGAGCCAAGAAAUCGAAGAAGUGAUAUGCCUAGUGAUCUUGAAAUUCUUGCAAGGUUAAACGUUUGGCAUAAGGCUUGUGAAGUAGCAAAAGAUAACUGAAAAUUUGCUCAAGUCUUAGCAUGAUGUUACGUACAAAUAGUAAAGAUGAAAAUCCUUAAACUUAUCACGUUUGUUAUGUUAGUUUUUGACACUUCGUAAA
Messenger RNA from Salvia hispanica, 4576 nucleotides. Its product is annotated as BRCT domain-containing protein At4g02110-like. NCBI's taxonomy places the organism in Eukaryota, Viridiplantae, Streptophyta, Magnoliopsida, Lamiales, Lamiaceae. The record is from RefSeq and is a predicted model, not a curated record.